AUGAUUACUGGGACUGUUUUGGUUGGCAAUCAUUCCCUGUUUCAGAUUUAUGUUAUCUAUGCUUCUAACAGUGCUUCUGACAGAAAGGAUCUUUGGACUUCUAUUAGCAUGGUAGCUCCCUCUAUUGACACUCCUUGGGGAAUUAUUGGGGACUUCAAUUGUUGUCAUUUUGCCACUGAAAAAUUUGGAGGUUCUGCUCAUCAUCAUUCUGCUUUGGUAGAUAUUAAUAAUAUGAUAUUUACUAAUGGUCUGGUGGAUUUACAUUCGGUUGGUUUCUACUAUACUUGGUUUAAUCAACGCACUGAGAAUCCUAUUUUUAUUAAAUUAGAUAGGGCUCUCGUUAAUGAGGAGUGGAUGAAGAAGUUCCCUAAUGCUUACUACUCUUUUCAAAGUCCGUCCUGUUCGGACCAUUCUCUUAUUAUAUUGCAUCCGAGUGUUAGUUUUCACUCUCACCAUAGAUUUCUUUUUAAGAAUUUUUGGAUUAAACAUGAUAGAUAUUGGACUCAUCUUUUAAAGGCCUCCAUGCCUAUGAUUGGUAACCCUUUAUCCCAUCUUUGUAAUGUUCUCAGGCAUUUAAAAGGUGACAUUAAAAAUGAACAUUGGGCUAACUCACAUACUAUCAAUAUGCAACUGGAUUCUCUUCAUGCCAAGCAACUGGAUCUUUUAGAACUUAUCCAGGCUACUCCUACAGAUGCUUCUCUUUGUGCCUCCCUUAAAGACACUAACCUCAAAAUUUCUGAAGUGUCUUCCACGCUUGCUAGUUGGAUUAUUCAAAGGGCUAAGAUUAACUGGCUAUAUCAUGGUGAGGAUGACCUUAAAUUUCUUAAUGCAAAAAUCAGGAGUAGAAUGGGAAGCACUAAAUAUGUUGUCAACUUAUUUGCUCGCAAUCCAAACAUUGCUAGGGAGGAGGUGCUCCAAUCCAUUCUUAUGUAUUUUCAGGAUAUGUUUAACCCUCCUCCUACUUGCAUGAAUAUGGAUUUUUUUCCAAUUGGUGUUUUUCUUUCUGAUAACCAUGCUAACUUGCUUAUUACUCCUAUUUUGGAUGAUGAAAUUAGAGCAGCAGUUUUUAAGGGUUCUUCAAAAUCUGCUCCUGGACCUGACGGCUUUAACUAUCACUUUUACAAAUCUGGUUGA
Molecule: messenger RNA, 1134 nt
Organism: Dendrobium catenatum
Lineage: Eukaryota; Viridiplantae; Streptophyta; Magnoliopsida; Asparagales; Orchidaceae
Exons: 1
Coding region: 1-1134 (377 amino acids)
Source: RefSeq, a predicted model, not a curated record